AUGAGUUUCAGAUUCGAUUAUCAUGACCUGCCUAAGGAUAUUCCAGCGGCUAUAAAAUUCAUUGUGGAAUAUUUAUUACACGAAAUUUGUCCUAACUUGCGAAAAGUUGGGACUACAUUUCAGUCGAGUCCCGUCGAGGAUACAAUGAAUAACUAUACAUCUAAUACUAGAGAUGUUUAUCUGCUUAGCACAAGGCAGAUCAUUAAAUGUAUCUCGAAUUUAUUAGAAGUAUUUAAAAUAGAAUCAAAAAAGGCAGUUUAUCUUAAGGAGAGCCGCCUGUUUAUAUUAGAGAGAAUAUGUUGGUGCAUGUCCAAAAUUGACUCUGUAAUGAAGUAUGUAAAUGAGUGCUCAACAACCCGCAGUAUGAACAUGAAUUUCACAGAAGAUAUGUUUGCAACCCCUAUGUAUUUUGUUAAUUGGAUUGAUUAUACUUUUGAUAUUCUUUCCAAAUUAGCCUCAACUAUUUACAGAACUGAUUAUAAGACUGAUCAAAAACUCUAUGACCUAUGGAAAGAUGUUAUGAUUGAUCACAUAACGUCUUUGCACAUGUGCAUAGAUGAGCUACUAUUGUCAGCAAUGACUUUAUGCAAGUACUGUUUAGAUGAGGACCAGCCGGCACUGAAAGCCCGUUGCCAAGUUGUUUUAAGAGAAACAAAGGUUUUAUUCAAUGAAUUAGUCACAGUGGACAUUACAAAGUCUGUAAAGAUUACACCAGAGCAACUGAAAUUACCAAUCAUGCCAUCAAAUGUUAACAUUUUGAUAGAUGUUCUGAAAGAUGUUUUGUAUGUUCUAGAAACAAAUAUUAAUACUGCUUUACUAAGUUUAUUAAUACACUGUUAUGCUCACUGCAACUCACCAGUAGAUGUAUUAAAAGACCACUUUGCGCAAAGGCAAGAUCAGUUUUGUCCAUGUGCUACUAAUGUUGAAGAUAUGGACAUAGAGACUUGUCAAUAUGUGAAAAGUUUUGAUUUGUAUAAUGAAAGGCUUUUACAAAUAGGGUAUUUUGCUGUGUCCUGUUCAUCAGAUCAAAAAAGAAUUUUGUCGCUCCGAAGUUGUCUAUCCAGCUUGGAGUCAUUAGACCCACAUUUGGUGCCGGCUAUAUCCACGGCGCCACAUGAUCUUCACACCACGCUUUUGAUAAAUUUUUGGAAACAGGAAAUUACGGACAUCAGAGAUACUGUGUUCUUGAUUGUGGAUCCAGUGGCAUUUGUUGAGAGGUGUAAGCUCUAUAUGAAAGAGUUAUUAUUGGUAAUAGAGAAACAAAAUUUUGAUUCAUGUUGUGAUAUUUGGGCUGUUGUUAUAAAUAUAGGUUCACUUGUAUAUAAUUUCUUCUCUAUAUACAAACUAUAUGAACCGGAUGCUUUGAUGCAAAGUAAUGAGUUGGAUGAUUGUCUACAAUCUUUGGACCGAGCCCAAAGAGAAUGUAAAGUUGUGUUUAAUUUUUUGAGUAAAGAUGAAACGAGUAACGAUGUUCAAAAAAGAUCUGAUUGCCAAACGGUUGAUUCUGAAAAGUUGAUCAUUCGCGUGAAACUCCUCUACUCCCUGGUUAAAAAGAUCCAUGAAUUAUUACUUCCGAAAGAUGAUGAUCAAUUGUUUGCUUACGAUUUAUGUGAAGACGAUAUCCCUGACAAUAAAAAUAUCACUCGCACAAUAUUGAAUCCUAUCGCCAUGCAUUCCCAGCAGAAACAAGGUUUUAACAUAACAAGAACCAUAUUUAAUAGAACUGCAACUGUUAAGAAACCCACCCAAAAUGCGGUAUUAUCGAAGUUAAUAAAACAUCUUCACGUGAAGAAGGGUGUCCAGCAAGAGCUGAAUUUCUCUGCUGAAGUCAGUAAUUUGUUCUUGGUGGAUAUGAAGGACUGCAGGCCUCCUUCAAAGGAAGCUAUAUCAUUAAGGAGAGAAUUGUUUCGUCAAUCAAGUUCACACCCUUUCAUGAAAAAGUUAAACAGAACCUUUGAUACUGAAAAAGCUGAAAUAAAAAAAUGUAAUGAGAGCUUUAUGAACGAGACUGCAAGUUUGCAGAUAUCAGCAAUUUUGAACCAGUUAAAUGAUAUUACUGAUAUAAUAUCUACAACAUCACAAGAGAAUCAAGCCGAAUCUGCAGAUAACAAUAAAAAUUUACAGAAAAAAUUACUAACUUUAGGAAGAAGUGCAGUUUUGGAUAAUACAGCCUCUACGUCGACUGCAUCAAACAUAACACAACCUUCUAACGUGACGACUCUGGAGAGAAUAAGCGAUCUAGAUUUGGUUGAGAGCAAACUGCAUUCAUUAAAGGUUCAAUCGCAUCGUGAAACAAAAUUGUAG
Molecule: messenger RNA, 2304 nt
Organism: Diatraea saccharalis (sugarcane borer)
Lineage: Eukaryota; Metazoa; Arthropoda; Insecta; Lepidoptera; Crambidae
Source: the annotation of a GenBank genome assembly